This is a messenger RNA of Triticum aestivum (bread wheat), 3001 nucleotides long. RefSeq names its product zinc finger MYM-type protein 1. Bases 1020 to 2687 code for a protein of 555 amino acids. NCBI's taxonomy places the organism in Eukaryota, Viridiplantae, Streptophyta, Magnoliopsida, Poales, Poaceae. The record is from RefSeq and is a predicted model, not a curated record. The transcript has 2 exons.
GCUCGUUGGUCAGCCAGAGCAUAAGGCGCACGCAACUCGCAGUCGAGAACCUAAUCCCCAAUCCUCAUCUGGCAUCCGGCCAUCCCCAUCCAGCCCUCCCACCGGGGCCGUCCGGCCAUCCGGGCGUCCGCCGCUCCGUCCUGUCAUUCCACCAAGAAGAGACGCCGCUCUGCUCCCCUUCGAAGGAGCGCUGCCUUGUGCCCUGCCUGCCUGCUCCCUGCUGGAUCUCCCUCUACCACGAGCAGCCAGCCCGCCAGUCGCCGGACGUCGGUCCGAACUCUGAAGCAAGGCAGCAAGCACUCGGCGCCGCGGGCCGCCGAUCCGGAGCCCGGAGGAGAUGAUGGGCUGUUGCCCAAGCUCCUGAAUGGCUGAUUCCCCCUGAAUCCCUAGUUUCUGACGCCCUUUGGCCUUUGGAAUCGAAGAUGAAGAGGAAUGGUGACAUUAAGUCCUUUUUUCAGAAUUAUGAGGCUGCUAAAAGAAGGAAGGUUGCAGCCGAAGAGCAACCUGAAGAUAUAGUGUCAAAUAUUGAAGAUGAAGCAGUCCAUUCUCCACCUCGAGUCCAUUCUGCAUAGAUUGAAUUUGAUAUUGGAGAUGAAGCAGUCCAUUCCGAUGCAGAGAUUGAAAGUGAUAGUGAAGAUGAAGCAGUCCAUUCUCUGUGUGCAAGGCCAUAUAAUAUUCAAAGGCUUCCUCCUGAUCCAGGGGAGAGGAUUCCUAUUUCAGAGUAUGAUGUCGAUGAUCAAGAUGAAGUUCGGAGACGAUACAUUGCAAAGCAAGCAGUCCAACCAUAUGCACACAACUUUCAAGUCAGGAAAAUCUAUGGUAAAAAUCGACACUUCAACUUUGUUUGGUUUGAGACCUACAAAUGGUUAGAAUAUAGUGUCAAAUACGAGGCAGCAUUUUGCUUUGUGUGUUAUUUGUUCAAAGGGAAAUCUAAUGGGGGGCCUAGGGGUGAUGCCUUUGUUAAUGGUGGUUGGAAAAAUUGGUAUAAGCCCGAUGCAUUGGUCAAACAUGUUGGUGGUAUGAAUAGCAUUCACAACAAAGCUCAAGAGAAGUACAAUUUAUUUGUGGCACCCCAACCAUCAAUUGAUAACAUUAUGGUGAGGGUGGAUAAAGAGGAUUUGUGUAUGUACAAGGCUAGGCUGACUUAUUCACUUAGAUGCUUGAGGUUUCUUUUGAACCAAGGAUUGGCAUUUCGUGGACAUGAUGAGUGUGAAGAAUCUAGCAAUAGGGGGAACUUUCUUGAACUUCUUAAAUGGCUUUCGGAAAAUGAUGAAGUUAAUAAACUUGUUUUGAACAAUGCUCCUAGGAAUUGCAUCUUGACUAGUCGAAAGAUACAAAAUCAAAUAAUUGAAUGUUGUGCGACGCAAACAACUAAAAGAAUUAUUGAAGAUAUUGGUGAUGACCACUAUGCAAUCCUAGCCGAUGAGUCUAGUGAUGCAUCUCAUAAAGAACAACUUGCUCUCUGCAUACGAUUUGUUGACAAAUCGGGAAGAGGAUGUGAGAGGUUCCUUGGAGUUGUUCAUGUUGCCAAUACAACUUCAUUGUCACUUAAGGAUGCAAUUCAAACUUUGCUUAAAGAUCAUCAUUUGACUCCUAGUCAAAUACAUGGGCAAGGAUAUGAUGGGGCUAGCGACAUGAAAGGGGAGAUCAAAGGGUUGAAAACAUUGAUCAUGAAAGAGUCACCCUCUGCCUAUUACAUCCAUUGUUUUGCACAUCAACUUCAGUUGGUUCUCAUAGCUGUGGCAAAGGACAAUGAACCAUGUUUGUGGUUCUUUGAUCACGUUUCUUACUUGCUCAAUAUUGUUGGAGUUUCUUGUAAGCGCCACGACAUGCUUCGAGAUGUUAGAGUUCAAAAGGUGUUGGAAGCACUUGAAAUGGGUGAGAUUGAAAGUGGAAGUGGGCUAAAUCAAGAGAUGGGACUAGCUAGACCCGGCGACACUCGUUGGGGUUCUCAUUUUAAAACCAUUAUGCACAUUGUUAGCAUGUAUUCCACAAUCCUUGAAGUACUUGAUGCUAUUGGAAAAGAUCCUUCACAAAAAGGUGAGUGGACAAGAAUACGUGGAGUUGCUCAAGCCUUUGAAUCAUUUGACUUUGUUUUCAAUCUUCACUUGAUGCUUGUUAUUCUUGGCUAUACAAAUGAGUUGUCCAAAUCUUUGCAAAAGAGAGAUCAAGAUAUUGUCAAUGCAAUGACACUUGUUAGUUUGGCAAAGAGUAGAAUGCAACACAUGAGGUCUCAUGGUUGGGAAGAUUUUCUUGCAAAGCUAACCUUAUUUUGCAACAAACAUGACAUUCAAGUUCCUUUGUGGGAGGAUAUUUAUGAGCCUAAUCGAAGAUCACGUCGGUAUUAUGAAGUACAAACAAAUGAUGAUCGUUACAGAAGAGAAGUAUAUCUUGGUGUCAUUGAUCAAACCAUUCAAGAGCUUGACAAUCGGUUUGAUGAGGUUAAUACGGAGUUGCUUAUUUGCAUGUCAGCUUUGAAUCCCCUCAAUUCAUUUGCUUCUUAUGAUGCACUCAAGGUAAUGAGACUUGUUGAAUUCGAUCCCAUGGACAUUUCAAGCACGUCGGUAUUAAAGAAGCAUGUUCUUUAUGAUUUGGUCUACUUACUCAUCAAAUUGAUAUUGAUUUUACCGGUGGUGACGGCGAGUGUUGAAAGAGUGUUUUUCAGCAAUGAAUCUAGUGAAAAAUAAGUUGAAGACUACUAUGAGUGAUGAUCGCUUGAAUGAUUGCUUGGUGACAUUUAUUAAACGGGAUGUGUUCAUGGAAGUAAGCGAAGAUGACAUAGUUGAUGCUUUCAUGGCAAUGCAAAAACGUAGAGUUACCUAGUGAUGUAAUUUUCUACUUGUGCUUCUUUAAUGUAAGACUACUUGUAUUGUAAUUGAGCACAUUUGAGAUAUAUUUUGUGGACUAAAUUGUUGUGAGAUUUGCAUUAAGAUACUCAUGUAUUAUUUUGCCAUAUUUUGUCUGACACAUUGAGUAGGUGGGAAUUUUUUUAGAGUGUGCA